Messenger RNA from Tachysurus fulvidraco (yellow catfish), 3900 nucleotides. RefSeq names its product olfactory receptor class A-like protein 1. The record is from RefSeq and is a predicted model, not a curated record. Gene Ontology annotation, biological process: G protein-coupled receptor signaling pathway. Gene Ontology annotation, cellular component: membrane. The transcript has a single exon. The coding region runs from base 2173 to 3132 and encodes 319 amino acids. Gene Ontology annotation, molecular function: pheromone receptor activity. Lineage: Eukaryota; Metazoa; Chordata; Actinopteri; Siluriformes; Bagridae.
UCAGAAUAACGAAACAAUUCUGACCCCAUAGUAACUGGCUACAUCAGCACAUGCACUGAGAACAUUAUUCCCACAAUAGAGCGUAAGACCGAUGUCAAUGAUGAACCUUGGGUCAACUGCAAUAAGGCCACUUUACCACAUUUCUUUCAGGUGGCAUUGAGGAAUACAAAAAAAGCGCCAGAUAGUGUCAGGAACAGUUUUUGACCAUUAGAGGUCGCCAAAGACUUACUGUUGUACUGUCACAGGGAUGGAUCUUCUCUCUUUCACCUUCUGAAUGUAAACCUGUGGAUACUUACAUAAGAGAUGACUCGGCAUCAGGUUUUAUUCGCCGAUCCACUUCUUCAGUAGGGGCUGGGUAUUUUCUCAGCAAGAAGGAUGGAAGAUUACCAACCAUGCAGUGACAACAGGGGUCUUAAUAAAAGUCACCAUCUGAAAUUGUGUCCUUUGACCACAGCAUUCGACUACAGUGUUCCGUUAUCUUCACCUUCAAAGUUCACCAUCAAAUAUGAUAAACUAGUUUGUAUUCAUCUACCUGAAUGAUAUUCUAAUCUUCUCAUGGUCCUUAAAUGAGCAGCACCACCAUGUGCAUGAUGUCCUCCAGAGACUACCCAAGAGCAAACUGAGAAGUGUGAAUUCCCAAGAUGACCCAAGAUGUUGGUGUUGGAAUUGCUGUCAAGGAGAUACAAAGACGACAUAGUUUUAGUCAUUAUUCGUGCACAUUUUUCAGAGAGUUCAGGGGCUGCCCCCAUUUCUGCCCUGGGAAAAUGUGUAGCAGCCUUCUUUGUGUGGAUGCGAGAAGCUGACCAGACUUUUAAGAAACUUAAGCAGCACUUUUUCAUCAGCUUCCCAAGGUCAUGGUCUCUGAUCGAGGUCCUCAGUUAUCUUCCCAUGUGCCAAGCCUUCUGCAAGCCUUUUUUCUGUCACAGCCAGUCUGUCCUUUGGAUACAAUCCCCAAUCAAAUAGACAGGGUGUCACCAUUUCAAUAUCAAGUUCCUUCAUACAGGACCAUGAGACUCUGGUAUAAGUUUGCAGUUGACAUGACCUGGGUCAGUGACUGUGAAUAUGAUGGUGGUUGACUUCGAGAGAACACAGAUAAACAUUGACCGAUCCUCAGUGGAGAUCAUCAAGAGCACCACAUUGCUUGUGAACCUGGCAGAGAACCUCACCUGGUCCCUCAAACCAGUGCCAUUGGCAAGAAAGCCCACCAGCUCUCUAAUUUGCAUGAAGGCCGAGGAAACCUGAUCAUUGUGACCACAUUCUACAGGGGGGACCAUUAAGAGCAUCCUGAACAGCUGCCUCACUGCUUGGUUUUGGAAACCAUUGGAGUCUCUUUUCAGAAGCAUUCGGGCCCUCACAACCAAGACUGUGUAACAGUAUUUUUCCCAAAAUCCAUCAGACUCACACACCUGACACACUAACACACACACCUACCCUAUACUUACCUAUACAUCAUCAGUUUUUACAUUUUUAAAUGCUGCUACAAAUAUUUUUUUGCACACCAAACAGAGUGUACACUGGUACACUGUUACACUGGUCAGUACAAUUUUUAUGUAUCUGGCUUGUAGAGUGUAGUAUUGAGUGUUUUUUUGUAUUGUUUGUUUGCACUGACUCUUGUCUUGCACUGUCUUUUGUCUUGCACUGUAUGCACUUUUCCACCAUGUCAAUAGGUACAUUUUAUUUUUACUUUUUAUCCCUUACUUCUGUGUUAUCUGUAUGUAGCACCAGGGUCCUGGAGAAACGUUUCAAUUCAAUGUGUAGCGCAUCAGCUAUAUAUGGUUAAAAUGACAACAAAAACCUGACUUGAUCUCUCUCUCUCUCUCUUACUCGCUCACAAACUUAUGCACACACACACACACACACACACACACACACACACACACACACACACACACAUGCAUGUUGCAUGGCAGUUGUUGAUCAUUGUGUUUAGACAUCACAACUACCCUGUCCGUUCUGUAUGGUGGAUCAUUCAGGUGAACAUCAUUCAGAUAAUGAGAAGCAGGUGGAAGUGAGGCCUCAGUGGGCGAGCGCUGGACCGUACAGUACCUCAGGCUCCCUGUGGUUCUCUCAGUAAAUGCUUAUAAGAGUGACAGGAGGUGCUUAGUGCUUGACAAGACACAGGAAAAGGUGAUGAGCGUCUCAGAAGAAUCUACAUUAUCUCAGUGAUUAGCAAUGGACUCUGAGCUCCUAGCACGCGGCAUCUUGUAUCUGUCUCUGGCUGUGGCGGGAAUACCGGGGAACAUUGCUGUGAUCUAUGGCUUUCUGAUGGCGCUGCAUCAAGAUCGGCGUCUCCUCACAGCCGACAGCAUUGUACUGCACCUGGCCCUGGCCAACCUGCUGGUGGUGGCUGUUCGCUGCGUACUCGAGGUUUUUGCUACCUUUGAAAUUGUCAACGUUUUUGAUGACACAGGUUGCAAGGCCGUAAUUUUUGUGUACAGGACAGCGCGUUCGCUUUCCAUCUGGCUUACCUUCGUGCUGAGCGCCUACCAGAGCCUGAGCAUUGCGCCCCCGGGGUCACGCUGGGCAACAGCUCGGGACCUGUUCUCCCAGUUCCUUUGGCUCAUCUUUCUGGUAGUGUGGAUGAUCAACAUCUCCAUUAGCUCACCAUCUAUUAUCUUCGCCACUGGUGCCAAGAACACCUCAAAGCUCCUCCAGAACAGCAUCAACGUGCAGUUCUGCUUUGUCAAUUUCCCGUCUGUGAUCGUCAAGGAUGCCAACGGAGCUGUGCAGACAGUAAGAGACGUGGUGCCCAUGGCUCUCAUGACCACAGCCAGUCUCAUCAUCCUCCUCUUUCUCUACAGACACAGCCGGCAGGUCAGAGCUAUCCGUGGCAGUGGUGGUGGUGGUGCAGGACCAGGAGGAGGAAGUUCCUCUGAACGCAGGGCGGCUAUUACCGUGGUCACGCUGGUUAUGCUGUAUGUCGUGUUGUACGGCGUGGACAAUGGGCUUUGGGUUUACACUAUUAUGGUAAAACAGACCAUGUCGUCUGCGCUCAUCUCAGACCUGCGCAUCUUCUUCUCGUCCCUGUAUGCCGCCAUGAGCCCCGUUGUCAUCAUUGUAUCUAAUAAGAAAGUGAACAAAGAUCUGAGGUGUGCCAGUGAGGAGAAGAUGACAAUGGCUGUUAAAGGCUGAUAAACACUGAUCAAACUGUAUCUUCAGUAGCCCUCGACUACUGCAGUGCUGAAAUUGGCUCUAUUUAAUCAUGUGAAGUAGUGUGUGUGUGUGUGUGUGUGUGUGUGUGUGUGUGUGUGUGUGUGUGUGUGUGAGAAUUGUGAUAUGAACUUUAAAAAGAUGAGAGGAAAAUAUUGUAUUUUUAAUACAUGAGUGUAGGAUGUUUGAUAAAGAUUUCAGUCAGUAAACCUCAUUAAUACACACUUAUGCAAGCUACAUGCAGUGCGUCUAUUUUAAAUAAUUUAUUUUAUACAGUCACCUUUUUUUUGCUGGAUUUAUAAAAAUAGCAGGAAUGUUAAGGACACAAAGCAGCAGAUGGUAAAAACACAUUUAAAUUAGGACUUAAAAUGUAAUGUUUUAUUCAUGUUUUUGACUGCUCUUAAAUCAAAAAUAAAAUGAUUAGUUGUGUGUAUAGAGUCAAAAUAAUCCUGAGAAUAGCUACCAGUCAGUGUGUUAUGAGAUUUAUAUCAUGUUUUUGGGUGACGUGGAGUUAUAUGGAAUUGUUGGACUAUUUAAGUAAAAAUGUUGGUCUAUGAUUUUCAGGAGGUCAAAUGUUACGUUAAAAAAAACACGAACUCACCACGAUGUCAGUUAUCGUUAAUAAAACACUUCUAUUGCUUAAGCGUGAAAUGAGAUGAUGUUCAAACUGCUCCCCUGUUUAGAGAAUCUCCUCCUGUGGCUUCUUUAACAGUGAUUAACACUUCACCUCAUGUUCUGUGUGUGUGUGUG